Messenger RNA from Amyelois transitella, 1248 nucleotides. RefSeq names its product protein amalgam-like. The transcript is spliced from 11 exons. Lineage: Eukaryota; Metazoa; Arthropoda; Insecta; Lepidoptera; Pyralidae. Gene Ontology annotation, cellular component: neuron projection. The record is from RefSeq and is a predicted model, not a curated record. The coding region runs from base 1 to 1224 and encodes 407 amino acids.
AUGAUUAUUUGGCGUGAUAAUAAAGAAUUUAUAAACAAAGGAUACGAAAUUCGUGGGGCAUUACAAUCGAUUAAGAAGCAGUUUUUAAGAUACCUAUUCACAAUUUUUGUUGAAUUUUUUAUUAUCUCGGUGAUCUUGUUUUGCGGUAGUGAUGCUAAAGAUGAACCUACGUUCAAGGGCCCGGACUCCAACGUGACGGUGGUGGUGGGCAGGGACGCCACCCUGACCUGCACAGUGGAAAAUCUGCAAAAUUACAAGGUGGCUUGGUUACGCGUUGACACCCAAACUGUUUUAACUAUUGGUCCCCACGUCAUAACGAAGAACCACCGAGUGGGGGUCAUCCGGGGGGACCCCCAAGUGUGGGCGCUAACCAUAAGGGACGUACGGCUGUCUGACGCUGGAGACUAUAUGUGUCAGGUCAAUACAGAGCCUAUGAUCACGCAGACACACCAUCUUCAUAUCGCUGUACCACCAGAUAUCGUCAGUGGGAGUAAUGGUGAGGUGAUGGUUAGAGAAGGGGACAAUGUGUCCCUGCACUGUGAUGCAGCCGGCACCCCCCAGCCCACCAUCACUUGGAGGAGGGAGGACUCCAUGGAGUUUAAGGUCAAAGGCCAGAAUGUGAGCAAAUGGAGCGGCGUGUGGUUGAACCUAACGACCGUGAUGCGACACAUAGAUGGCGCUUUCCUCUGCAUCGCCACUAAUGGAAUACCGCCUUCUGUCAGCAAAAGGAUUCUUCUACAUGUUCUAUGUAAACCGUCGGUGAUAGUGUCUCAGAAGAUGAUAGGCGGUUACCUUGGAGAAUCUGUGGUGCUCCAAUGCAAGAUUGAAGCGAAUCCCACCCCAGUCAUCUAUUGGACUCAUCUCGAUGGAUACAAACUACAAAAUGGUUCAAAGUAUCAAGCCGUCACAAGUUCGCAGAGCUACAGACACGUUGCCCUAAUAAGAAUCAACAACGUUUCGCGAGAUGACAUCGGCCCCUACCAUUGUACCGCGGAGAACUCGCUGGGAACCGCGCGAGAUGACGUCACACUCUACACGUUGGUGACGACUACGGUCACAAGCACAUCAACGGUGAGAAUAGAAACUACUUUGAAGGAGAUGGAAACGACCACUACAUUUCAACCUUAUGCUGAAUUAGAGGAAGAGCCGCAUGACGACGUGGAAGCAGACAACUUCGUAGUAGUGCUGAGUCAACAACAAAUGCAGAACUUGGGUGAGACUUGACAUCUUCAUUACUAGGUGUUACCC